Lizanozyma spartinae is the source of this 819-nucleotide messenger RNA. It is a transcript of the gene HIS6, whose product is annotated as 1-(5-phosphoribosyl)-5- ((5-phosphoribosylamino)methylideneamino)imidazole-4-carboxamide isomerase. The coding region runs from base 1 to 819 and encodes 272 amino acids. Lineage: Eukaryota; Fungi; Ascomycota; Pichiomycetes; Serinales; Debaryomycetaceae. The record is from RefSeq and is a predicted model, not a curated record. Gene Ontology annotation, molecular function: 1-(5-phosphoribosyl)-5-[(5-phosphoribosylamino)methylideneamino]imidazole-4-carboxamide isomerase activity. The transcript has a single exon. Gene Ontology annotation, cellular component: cytoplasm. Gene Ontology annotation, biological process: L-histidine biosynthetic process; L-tryptophan biosynthetic process.
AUGACAAGAUUCAGAGGAUGUAUUGAUUUACAUUCUGGUAAGGUGAAACAGAUUGUUGGUGGUACUUUGACAGAAGACGAUAUUAAUACCAAGGAAAACUUUGUCCUGAGUCUACCCUCUAAACAUUAUGCUGAACUUUAUAAAGAGAACGAAGUAUACGGAUGUCAUGUGAUCAAGCUAGGUCCUGGGAACGAUGAAGCAGCACAGGAAGCAUUACAAGUAUGGCCCAAUGGUUUACAAGUUGGUGGAGGAAUCAAUUUGGAUAAUGCACUCGAAUGGUUAGACAAUUAUAAAGCAUCUCACAUCAUUUUAACUAGUUGGCUCUUUACGGAGAACAAGUUUACCAAUCUACAAGAGUUCAAUUGGGAACGAUUGAAGAAAGUAGCAGCCUUGGUUGGAAGGAACAGACUUAUUGUUGACUUGAGUUGUCGUACAGUAGUGACUGGUGACAGUAGUAGCCAAAGUCAAUGGGUUGUGGCUAUGAAUAAAUGGCAGACAUUAACUAGUGCCAGUUUAAGUGCGGAAUUUUUAACUGAGGUAUCGAAAUAUUGUGACGAGUUUCUUAUUCAUGCAGCUGAUGUUGAAGGACUUUGUAAAGGCAUCGAUGAAGCAUUAGUAAAGCAAUUGGGUGAAUGGUGUCCCGCUGGAUUUGAAGGGAAAAUCGUCUAUGCUGGGGGAGCGAAACUGGUUGCAGACUUGGACUUGGUUAAUGAGUUGAGUCAUGGCAAAGUGGACUUGACGUUUGGAAGCUCCUUAGACAUUUUUGGUGGAGAUUUAGUCAAGUUUGAAGAUGUACUCAAGUGGAAUAAGAGCCACUGA